AGUCUCGAUAAUCUUCACAAGAUGCAUCGUAAAAUAUUGACAAAUGCUGGCUGUAUAGACAAGUUUGUUGCAUAUGAAAAAUACGUUCAAGAUCUUAAUGAUGUUCUCCUUAAUGGCAUAAAGUUUUUCAAAGAAUCAGAAACUGAAUUGAAAACGUCUUAUGAACGAAAAAUUGAAGAAUUGUCAAAAGAACUUAAGGGUUAUAAAGAAUCAAGUUUUGACUCAGAUUACCUCAAACAGAUGAAAAAUUUAUUGGUUUUUGAUGAUUCUAAAGCAUUGGAGAUUUUUCAAACAUCUCCUGAUGAAGCUUUAUCUGAGUUAAGAAACCAAAUUCGAAGAUCGGAAACAAUAUCAUUAACUAACAAAAACCUUGAAAAUAAAAUUGCUGAUCUAACUGCUGAGUUAAAUUUACUUCGAUCGCAACAAAUUGAAAGCUUUAACAAUACAGUUGAAACUAUUAACAAUCGCUCACGCGAUCUUGAUGCUUUUGGUGAUUCUAUAAGCAUAAUUGAAAAACUUGAAUCAAAAUCUAAAGAAGACUAUGAGAAGAUUAAUCGAAUUGAAAAAAAAGUGUACGAGACUCAGAAGAUGUUUCGCAAGUACUUAAAAUAUCUACACAAGUAUAUAUCUGACGUUGUUUCAGAGAGAAAAAAAGAUGCUUGUUCAAAACUCUUAAACAAAAAGUCGAAAGACCAAACUGUUGACACAGGCGACUCAUCUGAAAAUUCCCUGAAAACACAUCAUCACAGAAGAAACUUGGAUCCAUUUAUCGAAUAUCAAAAACAUCAGCAAGAUGAGAAAAAUCAUUUUGAGAAACUCUUGGAAUUGACAAGCAAUCUGAGAAAUAUAAAUCUCAAUGAAAUUGAUCAAAUUUGA
Molecule: messenger RNA, 876 nt
Organism: Clunio marinus
Lineage: Eukaryota; Metazoa; Arthropoda; Insecta; Diptera; Chironomidae
Source: the annotation of a GenBank genome assembly